Molecule: messenger RNA, 2844 nt
Organism: Mycosarcoma maydis (corn smut)
Lineage: Eukaryota; Fungi; Basidiomycota; Ustilaginomycetes; Ustilaginales
Exons: 1
Coding region: 1-2844 (947 amino acids)
Source: RefSeq, a predicted model, not a curated record
AUGCAGCGCGUCGACUCUAGCUCGAGCGUUCCUUCGCUCUCUACGCUUCCCGCCCUUAACACCAACCCUGCAGUAGCCUCAAGUGUUGCUUCGCAUGCUGGCAAGUACUAUCACCAAGAUCAGGAGGACGACAUGGAGGUGAUGGAGUCUGAUGACGAGGAUCGCAUCAACCCCUCAUCGUCAGCGUCGUCUUCGAACAACCAUUACUACGGUCACCCGUCCUCUGCCAAGGCACAGCGUUCCAGCUUCAAGCGUCGAUCCGACUCUUACAUUUUGACCACUGCUCCAUCGGCCGGUUCUCCUGGAUCCUACACCUUCCACUCCACGGCUGAAGACUCGACUGAGUCAGGUGCCUCGGCUGACGCUAUCCAUGCCUCGCUCGUUCUCGCUCGACACAUCUUUUCGGUCGCUGUUACCGAAAAGUGGUGCAGACAAGACAACUUCUCCAACGCUGUCGCCGUCCGACUCCAAGUGGGAAGCUACAUCUUGUAUCCUCAGGAAGGUUCAUCCAUGCCUGCCUUUUCUCGAGCCAUGCUGGAGCUUAAUUGCGAUGCCGCUAUCAUCAUCAACACUCCCCUUGUUGCAGCAGCGCUCUCCACCCUCAACCCGGGAGAGACUGAAAUCCGUUUGAGCAGUUCCAAGCGAGUGCAGGUGGUUCACAGCCUGGAUUACCUUGGUGGUGCCCGACGUGCCCAGAUGGCUGCCUUCUCCGACACGGAGCAAGUGCUCGUCAUCUGGACAGAGUCCUGCCGAGACCUUAUCGAGCAGGUGCGUAGCUUCGAACGCCUGAUGGUUGACUAUGUAUGGUCUAUCACUGCCGACCCUACUGCCUCAGCUCGUCAAAGCUCGAUUUCGCGCUCGCCUUCGCUUAUGUCGUUCAACACCACGGUCGACAAUUCUGGUAUCACUCCUUCCGGCUCGGCCGAGUCAGAUCUCCAGCAGCUCGUAAACUACGUUCCCGAGGUUCGCAGCGUCCAGUCUUUCGCCGGUGCUGUUCGCGGCCUUAGUAUCUGCAUGGCCACUGUCGUCAUUGCAAAUUGGAUUCGCCAGAUCGUUCAGGCAGUUCGCCUGGAUGGCGAGCCGAUCUACCUCGUCGUUCUCCUGGCCAUCUUCCCCAUGUUCCUCGUGAUUCUUCCUCUCACCGAUAAUGUUGCCAGCUGUGUCGCCAUGGCGAUCGGACCGAUCCGUCCCAUGAUGCGCAACUCGCGCUACUACUCAGGUGUGACUCCCGUUGCCCCGCUCGGCAAAACCAUCCUCCCCCACGUCACUAUUCAAGUGCCUGUCUACAAGGAAUCUCUCAAGCAUGUUCUGCAACCAACGCUCGACUCAGUGCGCGCUGCUAUCACAGAAUACGAGUUGCAGGGAGGUACGGCUUCAAUUCUCAUUGGCGAAGACGGCAUGGCUGUUAUCGAUGAAGAGGAGAGGCAGACGCGUCUCGACUUUUACCGUCGUCACGACAUUGCUUGGAUCGCUCGUCCUCGUCACGGCGACAUGUUCGAGCGUGCCGGUCGUUUCAAGAAAGCUUCCAACUUGAACUUCAGCAUGCAGAUUUCCAAGAGGUACGAAGAGGAGAUCCUUGCCAACCCAAACCAGGAUCGCGAGGCGCUUUUGCAGCGCAUCCUAAAGGAGCGACAUCCCCAAGCUGAGGGCGAGGGUGAUGUCAGCAUUGGUGAAUUGAUCCUGAUCAUUGAUUCAGACACUCGUAUCCCCGCCGACUCACUUCUGCCCAGUGCUUGGGAGAUGACUUCCUCGCCUGAAGUUGGUAUCCUGCAGCACUGUUCUGGUGUUCUGAUCGUUGGCUCUGGAUUUUUUGAAAAGUCGCUUGCCUACUUUAUGCGCUUCGUCUACUUUUUCAUCUCGUGGCAGACUGCUACGGGCGAGGUGGCUCCUUUCGUUGGACACAACGCCUUCAUCCGCAAGUCGGCUCUCAGCGAGCUUGCUGAAGAGUCGCUCAGCAACAAGAACAGCGAGGGCCUCAUCAAGCCUUGGUCUGAAGAAACUGUAUCAGAGGAUCUCGAUCUUGGCCUGCGCCUCCUGCUCAAGGGGUGGGUUACGCGAUGGGCUACCUACUCCAACUACGGCUUCCAAGAGGGUGUGUCUCUUACCUACGUUGAUGAACUCAACCGUUGGCGCAAGUACACUUACGGUAUCUUCGAGCUCUUCCUUAACCCGCUUUGGCGCUGGCCUGUUCAUGGUCCUGUACCCAAGCUCAUCCGCACAGUUUUCUGGUCGAGCAAGGUGCCUACGCACUACAAGGUCCACCUGCUCGCUUACGCCGCCAGCUACAUCGCCAUUGGAGUCUCGCUGCCGAGUGCUCUUGGUCUCUACUUUGUCCAAGGAUGGCUCGGUCCUUGGUUGGCACCGUUCUUUAUUUCUUCAUUCCAAUACUGGGUCGUUUCUCUCGUCAUUUUUGGCGCUACGGGCUUCAUUGGUGUCACCAUCGCUCGUCACCGAAGUGGCGAUGCCAACAUCUUUGUUGCUCUUGGCCAACACCUUCUUUGGUACCCGAUCAACCUGAUCACGAUCAUCUCACUCUCGUUUGCUCUCAUCAAGGCGUCGCUCAUCUACCUAGUUUCGCUUCCUAUCUCAUUCGGUGUCACCGCCAAGGACGACAGCGACUUCCACUUUGCCACCGAGGCGCCGUUGGUGCUGCGUCAAUUCUGGCAAUCCAACACGCUCUGCAUUGCCAUCAUAGCGGCUGUCAGCGUACUCGCCACCUCGGCGGUGCCUCUUGGCUGGCAAAUCACCGAAUGGCCAACGAUGCUCCCCAUCAUGGUCAUCGCGGUGUCUACGCUCCUGUCGCCUUUCAUUCUCAACCCUGCCUUGAUUCGAUUCUCAUUCUGA